Messenger RNA from Clonostachys rhizophaga, 3633 nucleotides. NCBI's taxonomy places the organism in Eukaryota, Fungi, Ascomycota, Sordariomycetes, Hypocreales, Bionectriaceae. The record is from the annotation of a GenBank genome assembly.
AUGCCCGGCGUGAAGCCUCACAAAGCGGUCUCAGAGGGCGUCCGAGAGCGUGAAACCUUCAAGUACGACCCCACCCUCUCUCUCACCAGCCGAUUCAACGACUCCGGUGAAGGCAUCCCCAGUCGCGAGCUGGUCUCCUCGGGCGAUGCUGUCCUCACUGCCCUCGCCCAGCUGGGCGCUUGCCAGACCGGCACCGAACGAUCGCUAGUAUCACUAUUCGACAGCUCGGCCCAGCACAUCGUCGCUGAAGCGACUGCCCACCAGCCCCUCUACGCUUCUCUUCCAAGCGAAAAGUGCCGCGAGCCUCUUUGGUUAUGCGGAACCUCAAUACCUCGAAUCCAUGGCGUUUGCGACCUGUCUUUGAUGAACGAUCCUUCCCCCCAAGGGGCUCCAAUUGCUCAGGAGCCGAACGAAACGCCCUUUCUUCCACUCACCUUGUCGCAGGACCUUACUACCGACCCUCGAUUUUCCGCCUCGCCCUUCUGCCGUCCUGGGUCGCUGGCUCGCUUCUACGCCGCCGUACCGAUCCGAACCCGACGAGGAAUUAACAUUGGUGUAUAUUGUGUUCUCGACUCGAGUCCAAAUAAGCCUUGGACCGAUGAUCAUACCGAGCGGCUGAGGGAGAUUUCGCAGACCAUCAUGGGACAUCUCGAGGCCCAGAGGCUACGCGAUCUUUACGGGCGAAGUGAGCGUAUGAACCGUGGCCUAGCUUCCUUUAUUGAAGGAAAGCGGGCUGUGUAUUCCGUAUGUGAGGUUGGCCGUGAGUCGAGAACUGUCACGGACAGGCUCGACAAGGAUAGGAGUAUCGAUCCAAAGGAGGAGUUUGAGGAGGAUGAGGAAGGGGAGGAAGAAAGAGAAGAGGGUGAACAAUAUCAGCCAUCCAAGGCCAAGAGUCCCACAAGCAUCUUCACCAAGGCUGCUACCAUCAUCAGAGAGUCGGUACAAGUAGAUGGAUGCUUCUUUUUUGAUGCUUCGAUGGAGUCAUACAGGGUAAAUUCGUCACUGAAUCUGGGGGAGACAGACUCUAUGGGGAUUAGGUCUACCACCAGCAGCAGCAGCAGCGAUGAAAGCCAAGAUCUCGAGAACAGCCAGACAUCUCGCCAAACAAGUGACCUUCUUGGAUACUCGACGUCAGGUGCCUCCAAUGCGGAUGGUUUGGUUGUGAAGCGGCCUGUCUCUGUUAUCGCCGAGCGGUUCCUGGGCAAAUUAUUACAUCGGUACCCCAGGGGUAAGGUUUUCAACUUUGGCGAAGAGGGCGAAUUGCAGACCUCUGACUCCUCGGAGGAUGAGCUGACAGUCUCCUCGCCCACACAAAACGUGACAGAGCAGCCGAGGUCGCCUUCUGAGAGGAAUGCAAACCUGAAGAAGAAUAAGCCGAGGAAGGAUAUAUGGAGCCGCAGAAAUGAAGGGAACAUUAUCCUUCAAGCGUUCCCAAACGCCCGGAGUGUCGCGUUUAUUCCCAUCUGGGAUCCCAGGAAAGAGAGGUGGUAUGCCGGAGGAUUCAUCUACACCGAAGACCCCUCCCGAGCAUUGACGAUCCUCGGAGACUUAGGAUUUCUUAGAGCUUUUGGAACGCUUGCCAUGGCGGAAGUCCUGCGUUUCCACACAUCGCGGGCCGAAAAAGCCAAAUCCGACGUCUUGGGAUCGCUUUCCCACGAGUUGCGGUCUCCUCUCCAUGGAAUCUUAUUAAGUUCCGAGCUAUUACUUGACACCGAUCUGGACGUUUUUCAAGGCAAUACAGCACACACCAUCGAGACAUGCUCCCGCACUCUCCUGGAUACUAUAGACCACUUACUUGAUUUUUCGAAGGUCAAUAGUUUCACGAUGAGAAAGAGGGCCCGCAAAAUUGAGCCGUCGCCUAUAGCUGUUGCAGGAGUCGACUGGAGAAACUUUGGCAAAAAGAACUUGUUCUCCAACUGCAGGUUGGAUGGUCUUGCAGAAGAAGUUAUUGAAAGCGUAUUUGCCGGAUUUACAUUCCAAAAUUCGCCAAGCAAGCAGCCGCUGCCCCUCAGGCAUCUAGGGAGAAAAGAGAGAGGGAGAAACAGCUCGCACAAGAACAGCGAGGACGUGGAAUUCCGGUUCGCCAACGUGGUGGUAUUCCUGCACAUUGACCCCGGCUGCGACUGGAUGUAUUGCGUGCAACUAGGAGCUUUCCGACGAAUUCUCAUGAAUAUAUUCGGUAACGCAUUGAAAUACACCCACCAAGGAUCAAUCAGGGUAUCACUCACUCAAGACACCAUUUAUUUCAGAGGACAAAAGUCUGACCGUGCCGUCAGAUUCGUGGUACAGGACACUGGCAAAGGUAUUGGGCCCGAAUAUUUACGGCAUGGACUGUUCAAGCCUUUCAGCCAGGAAGAUACUCUUGCACCGGGGACCGGCCUAGGUCUAAGUCUAGUCAAGCGCAUCACAACGCAGCUUGCCGGCCGAAUUGCAGUUGAGAGUAAAGUAGAUGUUGGCACAACAGUGACGGUUGAGCUCCCCUUGGAACCAGUGGCCAAACCACAGGUCGCACACUUCUACUCAGACGACGAUAAGGAAUUCGAGGGCUGGCUUCGAGAUUUAAAAGGACUUCGAGUCAGGAUUAUGUGUCGCCCCGAAUCCGAGAGUCGCGAAAAAAUGGAGGUUCAUAAGAACCACAUUAAGGACGUGUGUGUGCACUGGCUUCAGAUGGAGGUCGUAGUGGAUGAGGACAAGGACGUGAUGCCCGACCUCAUCAUUUGGGCGCACGACGCGAUCCCCAAAGAUUACGACGAAAUCAAGAUUCUCGCCGAAGCUCCGAAUAUUGUUAUUUGCUCGAACGCGCUUGAAGCAUACCGCAGAUCCGAGGCUUUUGACUCACAGGGCCAUUUUGGCAUCUUUGAAUAUAUAUCACAACCAAUCGGCCCUCGUAAGCUGGCAAAGACGCUGUUACUGGCCUACCGGCGCUGGAUGGGCCCGACAAAGAAACGUUCGACGACUAAGCCGUCUCCUCUGCUGGUCCAGCGACCCGAUGGCCCUAAGAGAACACCAAGCAGCUUCACCGUGCCCGAAGUUACCGUGUCUGGCGAGAGUUCACCGGAUGUGGUGGAAAGCAGUCCCGUUGGCAGGGGAGAUAGCACCAGCGAGACGGAGAUGGAAAGCGUGUUUUCUGGCCCUUCUUCCCCACGUCAUGAUGCACCGACAAGCUCUAGUGAGACACUAGUCGGCUUGAGCUCUGGUGACGAGGCGUCGCCGUCGCGUUUGCCCGAGCCCGCACCUUUAGUUCUUCGCACCAAAUUUCUUCUUGUCGACGACAAUCACAUCAACAUUAAAGUACUAUCGGCGUACAUGAAGAAGUCAGGCCUUGAAUAUGAGACCGCAAUGGAUGGACAGGAUGCGUUGAACUGCUUCUCAGAGUCUCCUCUCGCCUAUUCUUGCAUCUUGAUGGAUAUAUCCAUGCCGGUCAUGGAUGGAUUCGAGGCGACAAGGAAGAUCCGGGCGCACGAAUUGCUCAACGGACUGGAGCCGACCUGCAUCAUUGCGCUCUCGGGUCUUGCAUCCGAAGAUGCUCAGAAGGAGGCGUUCGGCAGUGGUAUGGAUUUGUUCUUAACCAAGCCUGUGAAGUGGAAGGCCCUAGGCGGCCUGCUCGAGUCAAGAGGCCUGCUAAAGAAGUGA